Messenger RNA from Dipodomys spectabilis (banner-tailed kangaroo rat), 2094 nucleotides. It is a transcript of the gene Akap8l, whose product is annotated as A-kinase anchoring protein 8 like. The record is from RefSeq and is a predicted model, not a curated record. The transcript has 14 exons. Gene Ontology annotation, cellular component: nuclear matrix; nucleus. Lineage: Eukaryota; Metazoa; Chordata; Mammalia; Rodentia; Heteromyidae. The coding region runs from base 94 to 2037 and encodes 647 amino acids. Gene Ontology annotation, molecular function: protein kinase A regulatory subunit binding; DNA binding.
GCCCAGGGAUUGUUGCGGCUGUCGAGGCGUCAGACGCCGGAGCCUCCGCUGUCGUUCUCGGUGUAGCGUCCGGCCGUCCCCGCCGCCGCCGCCAUGAGCUACACAGGCUUUGUCCAGGGAUCUGAAACUACUUUGCAGUCAACAUACUCAGACACCAGUGCUCAGCCCACCUGUGAUUAUGGAUAUGGAACUUGGAACUCUGGGACAGACAGAGGCUACGAGAGCUAUGGCUAUGGCUACGGCUAUGGCCAGGAUAGCGCCACCAACUAUGGGUAUGGUAUGGCCACGUCCCACUCCUGGGAAGUGUCCGGCUCUGACACAAAUGCCAACCCCGGUGCCUCGGGUGGCGCCAGUGCCGAUUCCGUUUUAUCCAGAAUUAACCAGCGCUUAGAUGUGGUGCCGCACUUGGAGACUGACGUGAUGCAAGGAAGCAUGUACGGCUCUGGUGGGGAAAGAUAUGACUCCUAUGAGGCCUGUGACACGAGGGCCGUCCUGGGUGAGCGCGACCUCUACCGGUCGGGCUAUGACUAUGGCGACCUCGACCCUGAGAUGGAAAUGGCCUAUGAGGGCCAGUAUGACGCCUACCGCGACCAGUUCCGCAUGCGUGGCGGCGACUCCUUCGGUCCGAGGGCUCAGGGCUGGGCCCGGGAUGCCCGGAGCGGCCGGCCGAUGGCCUCGGGCUAUGGGCGCAUGUGGGAAGACCCCAUGGGGGCCCGGGGCCAGUGCAUGCCAGGUGCCUCCCGGCUGCCCUCCCUCUUCUCCCAGAACAUCAUCCCCGAGUACGGCAUGUUCCAGGGCAUGCGCGGCGGGGGCGCCUUCCCGGGCGGCGCCCGCUUUGGCUUUGGCUUUGGCAAUGGCAUGAAGCAGAUGAGGCGGACCUGGAAGACCUGGACCACGGCCGACUUCCGGACGAAAAAGAAGAAGCGAAAGCAGGGUGGCAGUCCUGAGGAGCCGGACAGCAAGGCCACCAGGACGGACUGCUCCGACAACAGCGAUUCGGAGAACGACGAGGGCACCGAGGGGGAGGCCGCUGAGGGCACGGAAGGCACUGAACCCAUGGAGAAAAGCUCUCGAGAAGGAGAGGACGAGGAGGGAAAAGAGGAUGGGAGAGAAGAUGGCAAGGAUGAUUCAGAGAAGGGAGCCCUGACCAGCCAGGAUGAGAGCAGCCAGGCCAAGCGCAAGCUACAGGCUGCCAAGAAGAGCCAGGACAAGCAGAAGAAGCGGCAGCGUGACCGCAUGGUGGAAAGGAUCCAGUUCGUGUGCUCUCUUUGCAAAUACCGGACCUUCUACGAGGAUGAGAUGGCCAGCCACCUGGACAGCAAGUUCCACAAGGAGCACUUUAAGUAUGUGGGCACCAAGCUGCCCAAGCAGACGGCCGACUUCCUGCAGGAGUACGUCACCAACAAAACCAAGAAGACAGAGGAGCUCCGAAAAACCGUGGAGGAUCUUGAUGGUCUGAUCCAACAGAUCUAUCGGGACCAGGACCUGACCCAAGAGAUCGCCAUGGAGCACUUUGUGAGGAAAGUGGAGGCCGCCCACUGUGCGGCCUGCGAUCUCUUCAUCCCCAUGCAGUUCGGGAUCAUCCAGAAGCACCUCAAGACCAUGGAUCACAACCGGAACCGCAGGCUCAUGAUGGAGCAGUCCAAGAAGUCCUCGCUCAUGGUGGCGCGCAGCAUCCUCAACAACAAGCUCAUCAGCAAGAAGCUGGAGCGCUAUCUCAAGGGCGAGAACCCCUUCACCGACAGCCCGGAGGAGGAGAAGGAGCAGGACGAGGCCGAGGGCGGCGCCCUGGACGAGGGGGCUCCCGGCGACGCCUGCGCGGCCGCGGCGGGGGCGGAGGGCCUGCCGGCGCCGCCCCCGGUGCCCCCGGAGCCGGCCCCGGGCGCCGCGUCCCCGCCGCCGCCGCCGCCGCCGCCCCCCGAGGAGGAGGAGGAGGGCGCUGUGCCCCUGCUGGGCGGGGCGCUGCAGCGCCAGAUCCGCGGCAUCCCGGGUCUCGACGUGGAAGACGACGAGGAGGGUGGCGGGGGCGCCCCGUAACCCGGACCCCGGGCGGCCGAGGCCGGAAGCCGAGCCUAAUAAAGUUCUCCCGCCCCA